UAGAAUGCGCACUAGUAAUUUCAGAAUGGCGAAUUUUAUUCAACUUUUCGAGAACAUUCACCUUAUUUCGGCCAUUUUUCUGCUUCUUUCUGUAUAUAUUCCAACCACAUUUCAAACGUCAGAUAAUGGUGGUUCACAGUUAUUCAAAAUCGACGGGAAAGUGGCCAUACCGAACGAAGCAAUCGAUCCGAACUGGGUGACGACGACGAGAGUUCUUGUGGAUGGGGGAGAGUACAUCGGUUUUCUCAGGGGCGAUGGUAGCUUCACCGUGAGUAACAUACCCAAAGGUUCCUACGUCAUCGAAGUGAUCCAUCCGGCCCACAUUUUCGAACAAGCGAGGGUAGAUAUUACAACAACGGGGAAGAUCCGAGCACGAAGGGUUAAUAAUGUCCAGCCGUCGCUGGUUUCCACGGUGCAGUAUCCAUUGAAGUUUAAGCCACGUGGAAACGCCAAAUAUUUCCAGAUGAGAGAACAAUGGAAGAUUACAGAUUUCUUGUUUAAUCACAUGGUUCUGAUGAUGGUGCUACCAUUCCUGGUGAUUGUACUCCUGCCAAAGUUGGUCAACACUAGUGAUCCAGAGACACAGAAGGAGAUGCAGAGCCAGAUGAACAUGUUGAACCCAAGACAGCAGAUGCCCGAAGUGUCAGAGAUGUUUACAAACUGGUUUGGCGGAGGUGGGAAGAAGUCGAGCAGCGUCAGUAAGGCGAAGCCACGGAAACAGAGAUAGGAGGAGGCGACAAACAUUUUUCUUUUUCACCUUCUGUGGACUGGGGAUAUCACUCUAUUAUAUUAGCAACACCAUUCUCCAGGCAGAUCAAAGGUUAUUCUCUCUGGCAACACAAAUUUCCAUUACACCAUAUGCUCACAGGCACGUAAAAAUACCAGAAUCAACUAAUUAAUUCGCGAUUGAUCGACCCCCAUAAAACCUACAGAAACACAAAUAAAACCUUGACAAGGGAGAGUGAUGUGUUGGAGUUCUGCAGCUAAUGUGCAUCAGUUGAUAAUUGGGGGCUGAUCAAUUGUUGAGGUUCUGUUAUUUUCACACGCCUGUGGUACUCCAAAGAAUUCAGCAAUGGCAGCCUGUGUUGGCAGUUACAGAAUGCCAUCAUUAAAUGUAGUUCAUGUUACAAUAACAGAGAAAGGAGGAGGGGGCAUCCUCCUAUAGCAGGUCGUUGCAUCGUUCCAAGAAAUAGACUCCAGGUUAAGAAUGAUCCAAUGGCCUGACAUUAGAGGAUGGGAGAAGAGGGGGAAUAUCGUUGUCUUUUGUCCUCCCUGAGGACGUCACCCGUAUUGCAGCUUAAACUGGAGUCUUGACAUAUCCUCUGAGGGAGAACCCAGUAUUCGUUGUUUCACAUUGCUGUAAACUUUUAUUAUGUCUUAAGGUAUGUUUUAGGCUAGGAAGAGGGGGGCAUCCCUGUGAGUCCUGGCUGUGCAUUACCGGGACAUGAUGAACCACCUUUGGUUGAAGGACCAGGGAUGCAUGAAACCCAGGAUACAUAGAAUUAUGGCUGAUUUAAAUGUGCCGUGAUCACGUGAAAGAUGUUAGUUGCAAUUCAAUUUUCAGGUUUUUAGGCAGAGAAAAACAGUGACCCAAGUUUGGUACUCAAACAGCCAAAUGAAUAUUGUCCAAACACGUGUAUCAUCAAUCCAACCAAAUAUCUAUGCAUUGUCACAUGUCAAUAUGGUCCCUUGUUGUAAAGUUUAAAUAAAUUUAUUGUCA
This is a messenger RNA of Lineus longissimus, 1720 nucleotides long. Its product is annotated as endoplasmic reticulum membrane protein complex subunit 7-like. The transcript has 4 exons. The record is from RefSeq and is a predicted model, not a curated record. NCBI's taxonomy places the organism in Eukaryota, Metazoa, Nemertea, Pilidiophora, Heteronemertea, Lineidae. Bases 5 to 727 code for a protein of 240 amino acids. Gene Ontology annotation, cellular component: EMC complex. Gene Ontology annotation, molecular function: carbohydrate binding.